AUGACGGCGAGCGAGAGAGCCGUCAGCAGAGGCAUCGAGAGCGCAGAGCUCGAUCGCGAGACGUAAGCGGAGACGUAGUACGACGUCCGUAAGACGCUGCAGGACGAGAGCCUACAUGAGAGGCAGACGAAUGCCAGAGGCAGAUGGGAAGGAAGGAUACGCACGAGGUACGCUACUCGAAGAACAUGACCAGACUGAGUAGCUAAGCUCUCUGAGACGGGUCACGCUCUCAGUCGAUCUUCUGCUGUACUAACUACGCAUUCUUCACUAUUCGCUCUCUUCCUGAUCUCUCCCUCCUCACACCUCUCUCCCUUACUCUUUCCUACUCUCCUCUCUCACUUCUUACUCUUCCUUCUCUCUUCCCCUCUCUCACCUUCUCUCUUCCCUUCUUCCUUCUCUCUCUCUCUCUCCUUCCUCUAUCUCCCCUCUCUCCUCUCUCCCUUAUCUUCCCGCUCUUCCUUCUCUCUCUCCUCUCUUCCUUCUAUUCCUUCCUCACGCACACUCCUUUUUUCUUUAUUUCUUUUGAUAUUUCAUUCAGGUUUUCCAUAGGUGAGCUCAGAGUUGCAACCUGUGAGUUGAUUCAGAUAUUUUUAUCUACAGUCUACAAUCCAUUCAUAUACAUUAGCUACGUUCCAAUAUCCAUACAUGGAUACCAAUUAUAAUACACAUCCAAGACAUUGCUUCAUAUUCAGUCAGUGGUACUGUAUGCUAGUGAGGAUUGUCAACGGUACAGAACAAUAACACCUUGCCUUUCGUGAACUAACACUCGCACUUUACUUUUUACGACUGGCACUGACUUUGCUGAUAACUUCUUUAUUGAGGAAAAUAUUACUUACUAUGACUGAGAUAUGUGGUUGUCUCACCUAGCUAUCUUAAAGGGAUACUUCGGGAUGUUGUCUACUUCCCUCGGAGUCAGAUGAACUUGUGGAUACUCGUGGUCCUCUGUAGCUCAGUUGGUAGAGUAUGGCGCUUGCAACGCAAGGGUAGUGGGUUCGAUUUCCGGGACCAGCCAUACGUAAAAGUCUGCAGGCAUUACUCUAAGUCGAAUUUGGAUAAAAGCGUCUGCUAAAUGGCAUAUAUUAAAUUAUAUAUUAAAAUUUUUAUGUCUCUGCGUGCAGUUUGACGGAAGUUGCUAACUCGCGCUAGCGCAAUUGCUAACUAGCGCAAUGAAUGGAAGUCUAUAGGUAUCUGCUAGCAUUUCCAGUCAUUGCGCUAACGCUAGUUAGCAUUGGAUCGCAAAACUACCUCUAACUUCCUUCAUACUGGACACAGAGACAUAAACAUUUUAUCCAGAAGUUCAUCUGACUCUGGGGAAGUAGAUAAAGGGCCUCAUUGCUAAAAUCCCAAAGUAUCCCUUUAAGAUGAAUGAGCUUAACUGUCGCACAUAAGUCACUCUGGAUAAGUGUCUGCUAAAUUACUCAAAUAUGUAAAUGCUUUUCUGACAUUUCAAGUCCAGCAGCGGUGCCAAACUCUCCUCCCAGAGGGCUACCCUCCUGGAAGCUUUCUAGCCUGAUUCUCUUAAUUAGUAACCCACCAGGACCUUGAUUAGCUGAAUCGGAUGAGUUGCAGUACAACAGGGUUGGAGCAAAAGCUUGCAUAGCCAGUAGUUUUCCAGGAAGAGGGUUGGCCACACCUGAAGUAGAAUAUGAUCACACAUGAACAGAUUCUUAGCAUUAGCAUAACACUGAUUGUUAUGUGAGCCACUCAAUGUUUGGUUUUCACCCCCCUGCGCCCAAUACAUAAAUGAAUGAAUAUGAAUGGGAUAUGGCUAUCACUAUCACAUGCCGUAGUGAUAUCACUCUUCUAGUUUUGAAGGAGGGGUUUCUCAUUCUUGGUCUGCAUAGUCAGUGACAUUCUCUCCCUCUCGCGGGCUCUCUCUCAUGCUCUCUCUGUCUCUGUCUGUCUUUCUCUGUCGCUCUCUCUCUGUCUGUCUUCUCUCUGUUUCUCGCUGGUGUCGCUCCAGGGCAGAGACGGCUGUGGGAGGCAGUCAAGAGGAGGAAAGCCAUGUGCAAGCGCAAGUCCUGGAUGAGCAAGGUACAUUUACACAAACUCAUACAUAUCCAUACAUACAGUGAGGGAAAAAAGUAUUUGAUCCCCUGCUGAUUUUGUACGUUUGCCCACUGACAAAGAAAUGAUCAGUCUAUAAUUUUAAUGGUAGAUUUAUUUGAACAGUGAGAGACAGAAUAACAAAACAAAAAUCCAGAACAACGCAUGUCAAAAAUGUUAUGAAUUGAUUUGCAUUUUAAUGAGGGAAAUAAGUAUUUGAACCCUCUGCAAAACAUGACUUAGUAAUUGGUGGCAAAACCCUUGUUGGCAAUCACAGAGGUCAGACAUGUCUUGUAGUUUGCCACCAGGUUUGCACACAUCUCAGGAGGGAUUUUGUCCCACUCCUCUUUGCAGAUCUUCUCCAAGUCAUUAAGGUUUCAAGGCUGACGUUUGGCAACUCGAACCUUCAGCUCCCUCCACAGAUUUUCUAUGGGAUUAAGGUCUGGAGACUGGCUAGGCCACUCCAGGACCUUAAUGUGCUUCUUCUUGAGCCACUCCUUUGUUGCCUUGGCCGUGUGUUUUGGGUCAUUGUCAUGCUGGAAUACCCAUCCACGACCCAUUUUCAAUGCCCUGGCUGAGGGAAGGAGGUUCUCACCCAAGAUUUGACGAUACAUGGCCCCGUCCAUCGUCCCUUUGAUGCGGUGAAGUUGUCCUGUCCCCUUAGCAGAAAAACACCCCCAAAGUAUAAUGUUUCCACCUCCAUGUUUGACGGUGGGGAUGGUGUUCUUGGGGUCAUAGGCAGCAUUCCUCCUCCUUCAAACACGGCGAGUUGAGUUGAUGCCAAAUAGCUCAAUUUUGGUCUCAUCUGACCACAACACUUUCACCCAGUUCUCCUCUGAAUCAUUCAGAUGUUCAUUGGCAAACUUCAGACGGGCCUGUAUAUGUGCUUUCUUGAGCAGGGGGACCUUGCAGGCGCUGCAGGAUUUCAGUCCUUCACGGCGUAGUGUGUUACCAAUUGUUUUCUUGGUGACUAUGGUCCCAGCUGCCUUGAGAUCAUUGACAAGAUCCUCCCGUUAAAAUUAUAGACUGAUCAUUUCUUUGUCAGUGGGCAAACGUACAAAAUCAGCAGGGGAUCAAAUACUUUUUUCCCUCACUGUACAUACAUACAUAUGUGGUCAAAUAUAUUGGAACCAUUGUAUGAAUCAUUAUCUCUUCUAAAAUAACUUGAAAUUGAAAAAACAUUAGGUGUUAACGCGUGUAUUUGUUUGAUUUACAACUGCACAGGACCCCCCAAAAUUUUUUUGGCAGAAAUUUCGAUUUUUCACUUCAAAGUCAAAAAUGGACUGGACUAAAUUAUUCCAAAUUGUGGGGUGCGUGUGUGUAUAGGAUCAUUCAGCAGAAGGUUGGGAGUUCAGUUCAGGGUUGGGUGAUGGUCUACCAUCUUCACUGUUUUAAUGAACCUCCCAUACCCUAUUUAGAACUCAGACUCACUACAGAGACCUACACACAGACUGAUGAACAGACCCAUUGACACACCGCAGCGACAACUAACCUGUCUUCACACAGACAACCAGUGGUACUGGUUCUUUGAAUGUACAACUGAGGUUAAAGUCAUAGGUUGGCUUGUCAUCAGUGGCCAGUUUAUUAGGUACAUCUAGUACUGGGUCGGACCCCCCUUUGCCUCCAGAACAGCCUGAAUUCUUCGGGCAUGGAUUCUACAAGGUGUGGUGUUCAAACGUUGCUCAAUUGGUAUCAGUGGACCUAACGUGUGCCAGGAAAACAUUUCCCACACCAUCACACCACCGCCACCAGCCUGUACCGUUGACACCUGGCAGGAUGGGUCCAUGGACUCAUGCUGCUUAUGCCAAAUCCUGACUCUGCCAUCAGCAUGACACAACAGGAACUGGGAUUUGUCGGACCAGCCGAUGUUUAUCCACUCCUCAAUUGUCCAGUGUUGGUGAUCCUGUGCCCGCUUGAGUAGCUUCUUCUUGUUUUUAGCUGAUAGGAGUGGAACCCGGUGUGGUCGUCUGCUGCAAUAGCCCAUCUGUGACAAGGACCAAUGAGUUGUGCAUUCCGAGAUGCCGUUCUGCACACCACUGUUGUACUGCGCCGUUAUUUGUCUGUUUGUGGGCCGCCUGUUAGCUUCCAUGAUUCUUGCCAUUCUCCUUUGACCUCUCCUCAACGAGCUGUUUUCGGCCACAGGACUGUUCCUGUUCCAGGCCGCUGACUGGAUGUUUUUAGUUUUUUGCACCAUUCUCGGUAAACACUAGACACUGUUGUGCGUGAAAAGCCCAGGAGCCGUUUCUGAGAUACUGGAACCGGUGCUCCUGACGAUCAUACCACGUUCAAAGUUGCUUAGGUCACUCGUUCUGCCCAUUGUAACAUUCAAUGGAACAGUAACUGAAUGCCUCGAUGCCUGUCUGCCUGCUUUAUAUAGCAAGCCACGGCCACGUGACUCACUGUCUGUAGGAGCGAACCAUUUUCGUGAACGGGGUGGUGUACUUAAUAAACUGGCAGCGGAGUGUAUAAAUAUCUUAAUGGUGAACAAGAUAUUCUCACUGCUUUAGUACUGUCCGUCUUUUUUCAUACAGGUCAGAUAACUCCUGUGCUACAGCACCCAAAGACUCGUUUACAAUUAACGACAUAUCCUCUCUUCUCUUUCUCCAGGUGUUCAGUGGGAAGCGGACGGACAGUGGGGACUUCCAGCAGGCGGCCCCCACCUCCUCCUUCCGCAAGCUGUCCCCCACGCUGCCCCCCCAGACCCUGUCCCAGCCCCCCCAGCAGCAGGCACUCACCUGUCUGAUCAGUGAGAAGGAACUGGCCCUCUUCGAGAAGCUGGGCGACGGCUCCUUUGGCGUGGUCAAAAGGGGCGAGUGGUUCACGCCCGCCGGGAAAGUGGUGAGAGGGAUUGGGGGGUGAGAGGGUGUGGGUUCUGUGUGUCUUUCUGUCUCUGUCUCUGUCUCUGUCUCUGUCUCUGUGUGUGUGUGUGUGUGUGUGUGUGUGUGUGUGUGUGUGUGUGUGUGUGUGUGUGUGUGUGUGUGUGUGAGAGAGAGAGGCAGGUGGUGGGAUAGGUUUUGGUCUAAAUCUUACCCCCUAUAGGUCCCCGUUUAGAAAACAGGGUCCCAUCUAGACACAUCUAAUUCAGAUGAUCAAUAAUCGUUAUCAGGGAAGAGAGAAUACCGGCCCCCCAAAAAAUGAACGGCAAGUGUUUUUGGACCGUGGGUGAAACAGAGACACUGUAGGCCUAAUCAAUUAGAGAUGUUACUCUGGCCGCACAGACAGCACCUGUUUUUACACUUCAGUUGUUUCACCCAUGCUUCUGGAACGGUUGUGGUAAAGUAUCACAGUAAGGGGUCAGAAUAGAAAGAGGAAGUGGAAGAAGGGGAGGAGGAUAUACAAGUCCCUCAUGAUCACCCUGGGAAACAGUAUCAGUGGGUUCAAAUUUCAAACCAUGACAACAUGGGAAAAAUGACCAAAAACACCCUCCCUCCAACAUCUGUUUUGGUUGACCCCUUGACCCCUAUAGACUUGACCUUGAGGAAGAGAGUGAGUGAGGGAGUGAUGGAGAAAGAGAGAAUCUUGUCCAAACACUCUCCAGAAGUGACUGAGUGACCACACGCACACACACAAAGACACAGUACACACACACACAAACACACACACACACACACACACACAGUGACCACAACAUGGCCAGAUGGGACCAGUAAAGCCAGGUGCAGAGUCCCAACAGACAAAGGAAUAUGUGAAUAUGUGACACAAGGUUUACAGAGCCCAUAGAACAGGGCUGUUCAAAUCUUACCCUACGACAGGGAUGGGUAACUCCAGACCUCGGACCCCAGCCCCAGCGAACACACCUGACUCCAAUAAUCAACGAAUCAUGAUCUUCAGUUUAGAAUGCAAUUAGUUUAAAAUCAACUGUGUUUGCUAGGGAUGGGGGAAAAGUGUUACACCUCUCCGGCCCCUGAGGACUGGAGUUGCCCAUCCCUGUCCUACGAGGUCUGGAGCCUGCUGGUUUUCUGCACCCGCCUGGUGUCCCAGGUCUAAAUCAGUCCCUGAUUAGAGGGGAACAAUGAAAACAUGCAGUAGAACUGUCUUCAGGGUCCAGAGUUGAGUUUGAGGGCUAUAGAACAUCUAGUCCAGUGGCUGAGCGCAGAACAUCUAGUCCAGUGGCUGAGCGCAGAACAUCUAGUCCAGUGGCUGAGCGCCAAUCUAAAGGGAAUAAGGUCUAUUAACACUGAUCAGCCACAUAAUGCUAUAGUAAGAGCUCCAUUCCUGUCAUCUAUUAUCCUGCUGUAUCAUAUACCUCAUCAUUACAGCACCAUGCCGCUGUCCUUCGUAGCAUUUAGCUUAGCAAAUAGGGCCGGCCAGCUUGGCCAACAAACAAAAACCUUUAAAAAAAUUAAGUAUUGUUCAGGAAGCUCAAUCUGGGGUGUAUUCACUAGGAACCAAACGGAACCAAUCUGGGGUAUAUUCACUAGGAACCAAACGGAACCAAUCUGGGGUAUAUUCACUAGGAACCAAACGGAACCAAUCUGGGGUAUAUUCACUAGGAACCAAACGGAACCAAUCUGGGGUAUAUUCACUAGGAACCAAACGGAACCAAUCUGGGGUGUAUUCACUAGGAACCAAACAGAACCAAUCUGGGGUGUAUUCACUAGGAACCAAACAGAACCAAUCUGGGAGGAACCAAACAGAACCAAUCUGGGGUGUAUUCACUAGUGGGGGGGAUUCUGACCCGAGUUAAAUGGAAAGUAAUUCCCUUUUGAUGCACUUUUCUCUCUACACGUUUUUCUGAUCUUGAACUAAAGCAUGAUAAAUAGCAUUAUAAUCACCUGCUAUUCAUUUGGGGUGGAGAUCAAAGAAAUGAAGGUGUGGCGCCGUUUUCUGACCUUGACUUAAUUCGUUCUUAAUUCCACCAACUUUACGUGCGAUUAAAUGAUGAAUAAAGUCAAGCAACCUGGCAGUUUUAAGUGGAACAAAAUCUUUUUUUUCUCCAAUAGAAAUAAUACCUUUCUCCAUGCACUGUAAUUUACAAAUUGAUAAGAGCUAUUGAUAAGAGCUAGGUAAAUGAGUAAGCCGUUUGGAUAAGGGGAUUGUAAAUAUAAAUGACAAUUGAGUUAGAUCUAUUUUACCUUCUGAUCGCUGGUGACAAAUGUGAAACCAGUCAUAUGGCAGCAAACUGAAGCAUAUCAACAUAUCACCUUUAUGUUUAUGAAACCUUAUAACCUGCAGGGAUGACAUUUGGAGACCCAAGCUAUAGGCUUCUGUAGCCAUGCGCAAAUGACAGAAUAUAUCGCCAAACCUACCGAGUUGAUUUAUGAUUUCUAGAAUGUUUUAAUUAUAUGCCCAGACUUUUUACCAUUUGUAUCGUGUUAAAUAUUAGCCACUAUAGGUAGACACCUUCAGUUAUACCCCACAUACAUUUACAACUGCCACUUUAGUGUUAGUUUCAUUACAUUUAGCAUCAUUCCAUUCCAUUCCAUUAUGAGUUUACCUUUCUUUCCUCUGUCACGUUUCUGUGGUUGUUCCUGAAUCCUGAGGAGCCCUAGCAAUAUUGGAUCAUGUUAGGCUAACAUAUUACAAGUUGUAGCCUAUUUCAAUCAUGAUGGAACGCAGACCAUGUGUAGCAGUUUAAACAUGGAUCCUUGCACACGGUUCACAACGACUGGACCGUUGUCAUUCGGUUCCAUGUUUAGUGAGAAUUAGGGUAGAUUUAUAGGAUUAUUGUUCAACCCCUAUUGUACACUUUUUCCCACCUUUUAAUAUUUCAUGUAUUGAACUUGAAUAUGGCAACUUUCAGGAUGAAUCAAACCACUGUAUUUUCUAUUCACCAAUAUAUUUUGUGCGUAAAGGCUCUCCAAACUUUUCUUUUUAAAUUAUUGAUAAAUACUUUUCUAACCCUAAAUAAUCUACAAGAUCAGAGUAUUUUGGGAUCUACCAAUUGGUGCUGAAAAUGAGACGAAUAUGCGUGUAUUUACAUGGCUUUCUUUCAUUGAGCAGUAAUUUUCUGAACCGUUCUCUCCAUAUAUUUUAGUGGGUCUGUCGAGAAAAUUGGAACGAAGGGUACACCAAAUUUAAAGGGAUGGGUUUAGAUAAAUGUGCUGAAAACCCUAUUGAAUGAAAACUCUGAAAAUCUGUUGGCCAGCAAGUGGGAGUGUUUUCAGCGGUUGAAUAAAAUGUAUUCAGCGCGCCAAGGCAACCACGCCUGUAAAGCCCGUUACGCUCCUGCAUAAGGUAAGCCUGAAUACCAACUACUGAGAAGUGCGUAGGAAAUGCGUUUCCUAAGUCUGAGUCGGGCCCCAUGAACAAAACAGAACCAAUCUGGGGUGUGUUCACUAGGAACCAAACAGAACCAAUCUGGGGUGUGUUCACUAGGAACCAAGCAGAAGCAAACGGAAGCAAACGGUUGCAUGAAUACACCCCUGGUGCUCUAUUGUCUCCGAGUUUUAGAUUGUUCCACGGCCACCACACUGUUAGUAAGCGCAACUGUAGUCACUCAAAGUAAACAUUUGCUAGCUAACCAUCAAUCGUUUUCACUAUGGAUUUAGCAUUAUGCUAACCCAUCCCAUCCCCCUCUCCAUCUCUCUCCUCUCCCUACCCCCUUCUCCUCUCCAGUUGGAGGUAGCAGUCAAGUGUCUGAAGACAGACAUGCUGAGGCAGCCGGACGCACUGGACGACUUCAUCUGCGAGGUGAACGCCAUGCACUCCCUGGACCACCAGAACCUCAUCAGGCUGUACGGGGUGGUGCUCACACACCCCAUGAAGAUGGUACGGACACACACAUCUGCAUACGUAUAUGCCACAGGAGGCUGCUGAGGGGAGGACGGCUCAUAAUAACGGCUAGAAUGGAGUAAAUGGAAUGGCAUCAAACACAUAGAAACCAUGGAAACCACAUGUUCCAUGUAUUUGAUACCAUUCCACCUAUUCUGCUCCUGACAUUACCAUGAGCCCAUCCUCCCCAAAUUAAGGUUCCUCCAACCUCCUGUGGUGCAUACAUACACACACACACACACACACACACACACACACACACACACACACACACACACACACACACACACACACACACACACACACACACACACUCUUUUGCACUUUGUACUUGUUUUUUCUUUCUAGCACACACACACACGCAUGCACACAGAGAGAUAAGUAAACACACUGCUCAGACUGCUUCCUGUCAAGACUGCUUCCUGUCAAGACUGCUUCCUGUCCCCAUUUAAAUCAUGUCAGAGUCAGAAAUCUCAAGGCCGGGAGGAGGAGAGGAGUGAUUGAUCGAGACAGAUGACUAAAAUGAAAGCUGACCUUUCCUCCCUGUUCUAUUCAUCUGCGCCAUAUUAUCCCCCAGGUGACUGAACUAGCCCCGCUGGGCUCCCUCCUGGAGCGUCUGCGCUGCGUUCAGCCGCAGGAGCCCGUCCUCAUCCACACGCUGUGCCAGUACGCCAUGCAGGUGGCGUGCGGCAUGGCCUACCUGGAGCAGCGGUGCUUCAUCCAUUGCGACCUGGCCGCCCGCAACAUCCUGCUGGCGUCGGACAAGAGGGUGAAGAUCGGCGACUUCGGCCUGAUGCGAUCGCUGCCCGACAACCACGAGCACUACGUGAUGCAGGAGCACCGCAAGGUUCCGUUUGCCUGGUGAGGUGACAGGAGGAGAGGGGUUGGGUGAGGGGGACAGGGGAAGGUGGUUGGUGAGAGGGGUUGGGUGAGGGGGACAGGGGAGGUGUUUGGUGAGAGGGGUUGGGUGAGGGGGAAAGGGGAAGGUGGUUGGUGAGAGGGGUUGGGUGAGGGGGACAGGGACGGGGAAGGUGGUUGGUGAGAGGGGUUGGGUGAGGGGGACAGGGGAAGGUGGUUGGUGAGAGGGGUUGGGUUAGGGGGACAGGGACAGGGAAGGUGGUUGGUGAGAGGGGUUGGGUGAGGGGGACAGGGACGGGGAAGGUGGUUGGUGAGAGGGGUUGGGUGAGGGGGGAAAGGGGAAGGUGGUUGGUGAGAGGGGUUGGGUGAGGGGGACAGGGACAGGGAAGGUGGUUGGUGAGAGGGGUUGGGUGAGGGGGACAGGGACGGGGAAGGUGGUUAGUGAGAGGGGUUGGGUGAGGGGGACAGGGACGGGGAAGGUGGUUGGUGAGAGGGGUUGGGUGAGGGGGACAGGGACGGGGAAGGUAGUUGGUGAGAGGAAUUGGGUGAGGGGGACAGGGGAAGGUGGUUGGUGAGAGGGGUUGGGUGAGGGGGAAAGGGGAAGGUGGUUGGUGAGAGGGGUUGGGUGAGGGGGACAGGGACGGGGAAGGUGGUUGGUGAGAGGGGUUGGGUGAGGGGGACAGGGGAAGGUGGUUGGUGAGAGGGGUUGGGUGAGGGGGACAGGGAAGGUGGUUGGUGGUUGGUGAGAGGGGUUGGGUGAAGGGGACAGGGACGGGGAAGGUGUUUGGUGAGAGGGGUUGGGUGAGGGGGACAGGGAAGGUGGUUGGUGGUUGGUGAGAGGGGUUGGGUGAAGGGGAAAGGGACGGGGAAGGUGGUUGGUGAGAGGGGUUGGGUGAGGGGGACAGGGGAAGGUGGUUGGUGAGAGGGGUUGGUUUAGGGGGACAGUGACAGGGACGGGGAAGGUGUUUGGUGAGAGGAAUUGGGUGAGGGGGACAGGGGAAGGUGGUUGGUGAGAGGGGUUGGGUGAGGGGGACAGGGGAAGGUGGUUGGUGGGGGGUGAGUGGGAGGGUGUUGUGUUUUUGUAUGUGUCGUUGUGAUCAGGGGCCACAUUCAGUAAGCAAAUGUCUGACGUUGCAGAUAGAAAUGUCAUGAAUAGAGCAGACAUGAUUAUGUUAUUCGACAUGUCUACAUUUUUAUCUGAACAUUCCACAACAUUGUGCCCCUGAUGUGCCCCUGAUGUGCCCCUCCCUGCAUGCCAUAUUGUGUGUGUUUUUGAUCCAGUAGUCUAACGUGUGUCUGUCCUCCCCCUCCAGGUGUGCCCCUGAGAGCCUGAAGACGCGGAUAUUCUCCCACGCCACAGACACCUGGAUGUUCGGGGUGACGCUGUGGGAGAUGUAUACCCACGGACAGGAGCCCUGGCUGGGCCUCAACGGCAGCCAGGUACACACACACACGAACACACACACACACACACACGAACGAACACACACACACGAACACACACACACACACACACACACACGAACGAACACACACACACGAACACACACACACGAACACAUACAAACACACACACGCACGAACACACACGAACACACACGAACACACACACACAUGAGCACACACACACACACACGAACACAUACAAACACACACACACAUGAACACACACGAACACACACGAACACACACACAUGAGCACACACACACGAACACAUACAAACACACACACACACGAACACACACGAACACACACACACACACACACACACGAACACAUACAAACACACACGAACACACACACACACGAACACACACACACACAGCAAACACGAGCAGAUGUGUGUAGAAGUAUUUGGCUCCUUUGCACGUCAGCUUUCAUCGUGGGUUUAAUUUCAGUAUUUCAAUCUGUGUUUCAGAUCCUACACAGGAUGGACAAGGAGGGUGAGCGUCUGCCCAAGCCAGAGGACUGUCCCCAGGACAUCUACAGCGUCAUGCUGCAGUGCUGGGCCCAGAAAGCUGACCACAGGCCCACCUUCGUCGCCCUCAGGGAAUUCCUGCUCGAGGUACACCCCCCUGUGGACGUGUUUAACUGUUCUGGUGGGGUCCAGAAGUCCCCGCAAGAACAGUAAAUGAACAAAAAUUUGACCAACUGGGGGACAUUUUGUUAGUCCCCACAAGGUCAAAUGCUAUUUCUAAGGGGUUUUAGGGUUAAGGUUAGAAUUAUGUUAAGGGUUAGGGUUAGGAGCUAAGGUUUAGGGUUAGGGUUAAGGUUAGGUUUUUGGGUUAAUGUUAGGGUUAGGACUAGGAUUAGGGUUAGGGAAAAUAGGAUUUUGAAUGGGACUGAAUUGUGUGUCCCCACAAGGUUAGCUGUACAAGACUGUGUGUGUGUGGGGGGUGUCUGUGUGUAUACAUCAGAAUUUACAUUUACAUUUUAGUCAUUUAGCAGACGCUCUUAUCCAGAGCGACUUACAGUUAGAUUUGCAUUUACAUUUGCAUUCUGUGUAUGAUUCCAUGUGUGAUUCCUUGUGUGAUUCCAUGUGUGUAUUUGCAUGUCUGAGUAUAUUUUGAAUGUGUAUGUUCAAGGUUGUAUACAUGACCUUCAUGAGCGACGACUGUUACGUUCUGACGUCAAGUUUAGUGGAUCAAUUUGCUUACAAACUGACAUGUCAGUACUGAAUACUUAACCUGUAUACACAAUUUGUAUAAAAUGUAAUUUAAUUUGAAUUAUUUAUUAUUUAUUUGCAUUAUUAAAUGACAAGAUUAAGUCUGAUUUUGGGAGCCCUUAAUGUGUUAAAUGGAGCUAUAGCCCCACCUAGUGAAACUUCUACGGUACUGAAUGGUGAUGGGCACUGUAUGGUCAGGGGCACACUGUAUGGUCAGGGGCACACUGUAUGGUUAGGGGCACACUGUAUGGUCAGGGGCACACUGUAUGGUUAGGGGCACACUGUAUGGUCAGGGGCACACUGAAUGGUCAGGGGCACACUGUAUGGUUAGGGGCACACUGUAUGGUCAGGGGCACACUGUAUGGUCAGGGGCACACUGUGUGGUCAGGGGCACACUGAGUGGUCAGGGGCACACUGUAUGGUUAGGGGCACACUGUAUGGUUAGGGGCACACUGUAUGGUCAGGGGCACACUGAAUGGUCAGGGGCACACUGUAUGGUUAGGGGCACACUGAAUGGUCAGGGGCACACUGUAUGGUUAGGGGCACACUGUAUGGUCAGGGGCACACUAUAUGGUCAGGGGCACACAGUAUGGUCAGGGGCACACUGUAUGGUUAGGGGCACACUGUGUGGUCAGGGGCACACUGUAUGGUUAGGGGCACACUGUAUGGUUAGGGGCACACUGUAUGGUUAGGGGCACACUGUGUGGUCAGGGGCACACUGUAUGGUCAGGGGCACACUGUAUGGUCAGGGGCACACUGUAUGGUCUGGGGCACACUGUAUGGUUAGGGGCACACUGUAUGGUCAGGGGCACACUGUAUGGUCAGGGGCACACUGUGUGGUUAGGGGCAUAUUAUGGCCUCACCAACUGAGGAAUCCUAACUUGAUGAACUCACAAUUUGAUUUCAAUGUAGGUUUUGGGCUGAAAUGACUACAUUCGGAUACCUUGUUGGGGUGCAGUGUGUGUUUAAUGUGUAUGUCUCCGCUCCAGACCAUGCCAACAGACAUGUGCGCGCUGCAGGACUUUGAAGAGGCUGACAAGCUUCAGAUUCAGGUCAACGACGUCAUCACCAUCAUCGAGGGCAGGUGUGUGUGUGAUCAACUAAUGAACUGUAAAUCAAUAUUCUGUCGUCAUUGGGUUUUUCUAUGUAUGUUUUGUGUCUGUGCAUGUAUUGUCAGAGUGUAUCUGUGUUCAUGGGUAUAUGUGUGUGAAUCUGCACGUGUGUUUGUGUGUGUGUGUGUGUGUGUGUGUGUGUGUGUGUGUGUAGGCUAUGCGUGUGUAUCUGCACCCACAUGUGUAUGUACCUGCCUGUGUAUGUGUUAUGUCCUUAUAUACCUGUAUAUGUUAUGUCCUUAUAUACCUGUAUAUGUUAUGUCCUUAUAUACCUGUAUAUGUUAUGUCCUUAUAUACCUGUAUAUGUUAUGUCCUUAUAUACCUGUAUAUGUUAUGUCCUUAUAUACCUGUAUAUGUUAUGUCCUUAUAUACCUGUAUAUGUUAUGUCCUUAUAUACCUGUAUAUGUUAUGUCUUUAUAUACCUGUAUAUGUUAUGUCCUUAUAUACCUGUAUAUGUUAUGUCUUUAUAUACCUGUAUAUGUUAUGUCCUUAUAUACCUGUAUAUGUUAUGUCCUUAUAUACCUGUAUAUGUUAUGUCCUUAUAUACCUGUGUUACGUGCGUGUGCUUGUGUUUCUGCAGUGCAUCCAUUUGUGUGUCUGUUCUGUCUGUCUGUCUGUCUGUCUGUCUGUCUGUCUGUCUGUCUGUCUGUCUGUCUGUCUGUCUGUCUGUCUGUCUGUCUGUCUGUCUGUCUGUCUGUCUGUCUGUCCUGUCCUGUCCUGUCCUGUCCUGUCUGUCUGUACUGUAUCUGUGUGUUUUCUCACAUUCACCUGUACGUCGACCUACAACCCUCUUUCUCAGAGCGGAGAACUACUUGUGGUGGGGCCAAAACAAGCGCACGCUGAAGGUGGGCCAGUUCCCCAGGAACGUGGUGACCUCGGAGGCGGGCCUGUCGGCCCACGACAUCAGCAGACCCCUUAAACACAGCUUCAUCCACACUGGCCACGGAGACUCCGACCCACACCGCUGCUGGGGCUUCCCAGACCGCAUUGACGAGUAAGUCAUGUCCUCAUAACUAACCCUAACCUUAAAUCAUCUACGAGUAAGUCAUGUCCUCAUUAACUAACCCUAACCUUAAAUCAUCUAUGAGUAAGUCAUGUCCUCAUUAACUAACCCUAACCUUAAAUCAUCUAUGAGUAAGUCAUGUCCUCAUUAACUAACCCUAACCUUAAAUCAUCAAUGAGUAAGUCAUGUCCUCAUAAGUAACCCGGACCACAUUAACGAUUAAAGACAUGUCCUCAUACUUCCUCCAUCUACCUGUCCCAUCCUUGUAAAAUCUGAUCAAAUUUGAUCAAAUCUAUAAAAUUGUGACACUUGCAGUUGAGCGAGUGUAUACGUUUUUUAGUAAAGGGAAUCGAACCCACAAACUGGGCAUUGCAAGUUCUAUGAUCUAAACAACUGAGCCACACAGGAGUCAAGGUUGCCAAUAAAUACAGUAUCUUCAGUGAGUCUAGGUUGCCAUUGGUUUUCUGACCACUAGAGUGCAGUAGAGUAUCGUUCAUCUUACUGUUUAGUCAGCUGACGCGUAGUUGAAAUGACCACAUCAGGCAGACCAGGGGUGCCUUAAGCAGGAUGCAAGGUUUUGGAACAAUCAAAUAGAAAUAUGCUAUGUAGAACAAACAUUGCACUCUGACCUGUAUUGGUAUUUCUAUCUGCAACAUUCGAUAACGUUUGGCAAUUGAAUGUGGCCCAGGGUUGGAUAAACAGAUGUGAAACCUGGGGCGAGCCACUGUACACCUGAUUUAUGGCUAGCCCUUGGUAAAGAACCUCUUGGUAUGGAAAGUCAAUAAAUUCCCCCUCUCUCUCUGUCAUGCUUGCUGUCUCUCUGUCUCUCUCUCUGUCUCUGUCUCUGUCUCUGUCUCUGUCUCUGUCUCUGUCUCUGUCUCUCUCUCUCUCUCUCUCUCUCCUCCUCUCUCUCUCUCUCUCUCUCUAGUCUGUACUUAGGAAACCCCAUGGACCCACCAGAUGUCUUGGGGUUGGACCUCAAUGCUGCCCGGCCCACUCAGCUACCGGGACGAGCAAAAAGUGAGUGGCCGGUUGCUAAACAACCUACUGCCCCUGUCCCAUAACACUAUUAUAUUGGACAACUAUUGUCAGUGACUCGAGGAAGUAUGUUUUUCUUGGUGGUUGAUGUUUCUCUUGGUGGUUGAUGUUUCUCUACGUGGUUGAUGUUUUUCUUGGUGGUUGAUCUUUCUUGGUUGAUCUCCGUCUUAUUCUGGCUUUUCUGAACUUGACUGUUGACACAAUGUGUCCAAUCUGACUUGUACUCUUGCCUUUUAGCUUUUUAUUCAUUUGUCUGUCCUCCUUUUUCUCUUUCUCUCUCUUUCCCUUUCACAUGCUUUUUCUCUCUCUCCCUCUUUCUUUCUUUCUUUCUUUCUUUCUUUUCUUUUCUUUGUCGUUACUUUCUUUAUCGUUCUUUUCUUUCUUUCUUUCUUUGCUUUCUUUCUAUCUUCUCGUUCUUUCUUUCUUUCCUUUCUUUUCUUUCUUUUCUUUCUUUCUUUCUUUCUUUCUUUCUUUCUUUCUUUCUUUUCUUUCUUUUCUUUCUUUUCUUUUCUUUCUUUCUUUUCUUCUUAUUUUCUUUCUUUUCUUUCUUUAUCCUGUUCUUUCUUUCUCCUCUUUCUUUGCUUCUUCUCACUCUCCUCCCUUGCUCCCUCUUCCCCUAUCUCUCCUUCUCUCUCUGGUGGAGCCCCUACCCUGCCCCGCCCCGCCCAGCCAGCAGUGUUUGUCAAGAGUAAGUCUGGUCUCUCCCCCCAGCCAGUCUGGUCUCUCCCCCCAGUCAGUCAGUCUGGUCUCCCCCCAGUCAGUAAUUCUGGUCUCUCCGCCCAGUCAGUCAGUCUGGUCUCUCCCCAGUCAGCCAGUCUGGUCUCUCCCCCCAGCAGUCCGUCUGUCUCCCCCCAGUCAGUAAUUCUGGUCUCUCCGCCCAGUCGUCAGUCGGUCUCUCCCAGGCAGCCAGUCUGGUCUCUCUCCCCAGCCGUAAUUCUGGUCUCUCCCCCAGCCCUCCCUGGUCUCUCCCCCCAGCCAGUCUGGUCUCUCCCCCCAGCCAGUCUGGUCUCUCUCCUCCCCAGCAAGUAGUCUGGUCCUCCUUCCCCCCCAUUCGGUAUCUGGGGUCUCCGCCCCCCAGUCAGCCGUCUUGGUCUCUCCCCCCAGUCAGCCAGUCCUGGUCUCUCCCCCCAUACAGCUCAGUCUGGUCUCCCCCCCAGCCAUUCUGGUCUCUCCCCCAGCCCUGGUCUCUCCCCCCAGCCAGUCCCUGGUCUCUCUCCCCAGUCAGUAAGUCUGGUCUCUCCCCCAAUCAGUCAGUCUGGUCCCUCUCCCCCAGUCAGUAAUUCUGGUCUCUUCCCCCCAUCCAGUCAUCUGGCUCUCCCCCAGUCAGUAAUUCUGGUUCUUCUCCGCCCCAGUCAGUCGUCCCUGGUCCUCCUCCCCCCCAGUCAGUAAUUCUGGUCUCGUCCCAUCAUCUGGUCUCCCCCCGUCAUUAAUUUCUGGUCUCUCCCCCCAGUCAGCCAGUCUGGUCUCUCCCCCCAGUCAGUAAUUCUGGUCUCUCCCCCCAGCCAGUCUGGUCUCUCCCCCAGCCAGUCCUGGUCCCGCUCCCCCCCCCCCCCAGUCAGAGUCUGGUCUCCCCUCCCCCAGCCAGUCUGGUCUCUCCCCAUUCAGUCAGUCUGGUCUCCUUUCCCCCCCUUCAAGUAAGUCUGGUCCUCGUCCCCCCAGUCAGUCAGUCCUGUCUCUCCCCCCAGUCAGUCAUCUGGUCUCCCUCCACCCAGUCCAGCCCAGUCUGGUUCUCUCCCCCCGUCAGUACGUUCUGGUCUCUCCCCCCAGUCAGCCAGUCUGGUCUCUCCCCAGUCAGUAAGUCUGGUCUCUCCCCCCAGUCACCAGUCCUGGUCGCAGCCCACCCCCCCAGUCAGUCUGGUCUCUCCCCCCAGUCAGCCAGUCUGGUCUCUCCCCCCAGUCAGCCAGUCUGGUCUUUCCCCCAGUCAGUCCGUCUGGUCUCUCUCCCCAGCCGCCAGUCUGGUCUCUCCCCCCAGUCAGUAAGUCUGGUCUCUCCCCUCUCCCCCCAGUCCAGCCAGUCUGGUCUCUUCUCCCCAGUCCGCCAGUCUGGUCUCUCCCCCCAUCAGCCAGUCUGGUCCGCCCCCAGCCAGUAAGUCUGGUCUCUCCCCCCAGUCAGUAAGUCGGUCUCAAUCCCCCCAGCCAGUCCUGGUCCUCCCCCAAGUCAGUCAGUCUGGUCUCUCCCCCCCAUUCCGUAAGUCUGGGUCUCUCCCCCCAGUCCAGUAAUCCUGGGUCUCUCCCGCUUUCCCCAGUCGUCUGUCGCUGCCCCCCAGCCAGUCUGGUCUCUCCCCCCAGUCAGUCAGUCUGGUCUCGUCCCCCUCAGUCUGGUCGCUCCCCCCAGCCAGUCUGGUCCUCUCCCCCCGUCCAGUAGUCCUGGUCUCUCUCCCAGUCAGUAGUCUGGUCUCUCCCCCCAGUCGUAAGUCUCUAGUCUCAUUCUCCCCCCGUCGUAAGUCUCUCCCCCCGUCAGUCUUGUCUCCCCCCCCGCCAGUCUGGUCUCUCCCCCCCGUCAGUCGGUCCCUCCUCCCCCCCGUCGCCAGUCUGGUCUCUCCCCCCAGGUCAGUCGAGUCUGGGUCUCUUCUCCCCCCAGUCAGUCAGUCUGGGUCUCCUCUUCCCCAUGUCAGUCAGUCUGUUCUCUCCCCCCAGUCCAGUAUUCUGGUCUCUCCCCCCAGUCAGUACGUCGGGUCUCUCCCCCCAAGGGGGUUUCAGCCAGUCUGGUUCUCCCCUAUCCCCCCGUCAGUCAGUCUGGUCUCUCCCCCCAGUCCAGCAGUCUGUGUCCUCCCCCCAGUCAGUAAUUCUUGUCCUCUCCCCAGUCAGUAAAUUCUGGGUCUCAUCUCCACUCCCAGCCAGCUUUGUCCUCUCUCCCCAGCCAGUAAGUCGGUCUCUCCCCCAGCCGUAGUCUUGUCUCUUCCUCCCCCAGCCAGUCCUGGUCUCUCUCUCCUCUCUCCCCAGCCAUUAAGGCUGGUCUCUCCCCCCAGUCGUCCGUCUGUUCUCUCCCCCCAUCCAGUCUGGUCUCUCCCCCCCAGUCAUAGUCCCUGGUCUCUCCCCCCAGUCAGCCAGUCUGGUCUCUCCCCCCAGUCAGUCAGUCUGGUCUCUCCCCCCAGCCAUUCUGGUUCUCUCCCCCCAGUCAGCCAGUCCUGGUCUCUCCUCCCCAGUCAUCAGUCCUGGUCUCUCUCCCCCCAGUCAUCAGUCUGGUCUCUCCCCCCAGUCAGUACGUCGGGUCUCUCUUUUCUUCUCCCCCCAGCCAGUCUGGUCUCUAAACCCCCAGUCAUUAAGUCUGGUCUCUCCCCCCAUCAGAGUCUGGGGUCUCUCCCCCAUCAUAAGUCUGUCUCUUCCCCCUCGCCCGUCUGGUCUCCUCCCCCAGCCGUCUGGUCUCCUCCCCCAUUCAGUCCAGUCGGUCUCUCCCCCAGUCAGUGAAGUCGGUCCUCUCCCCCAGUCAGUAAUUCUGGUCUCUCCCCCCCAAAAAAAGGUCAGUAAGUCCUUGUCUCUCCCCCAGUCAGUCAGUCUGGUCUCUCCCCCCAAUCAGUCAGUCUGGUCUCCCCCCCCCAGCCAGCUGGUCUCUCCCCCAGCUCCCCAUUGCUCCCCCUCAUCUUCUGUUCUCUCCUACUCAUCCUCUCCUCUUAUAUCUGUUCUCCUCCCUUUCCUUCUAAUCUGUCCUCCUCAAAAGGUACACACACCUGUUCAAUCUCUCCUCUCCCUCUCUCUCUCUCCCCCCUCUCCUCUCCCCUCCUCCUCUCCGUCUCUCUCUCCUCCCUCCCCCCUCUCCCUUCCUCCUCUCCUCUCCUCUCCUCUCCCUCAUUUCCUCCUCUUCCUCCCCUCCCCCUCAUCCUAUCCUCUCUCUUCUUCUCUCUAUCCUCUCCUCAAGCUCUCCUGGCUACACUCCCCUAAACUAGCCAGCCCUUACUCACCGAGCUGCGACUGUCAUCUCGCACGUACCCGCGUCUAUCCUCGUCCAUGCUCCAAUCAGCCCUCCUCCUUCAUCAGCGUCCCAGAACUCUCGCCAUCCGAGAGCGCCAAAUCGGACCAGGACCAAUCACCGCACGCUCUGCAGCGAGAGGAAACAGGGAUAGGAAACAAAAGGCGAAGAAGGACUAACAGAGGGGAUCGCUCAAACUAGCUGACUCCGUCGUCUCAUAGCCUCCUCUAUCAUCCCUCUGCCUCGUCCUCUCCUCUCCCUCCAUCCCCCUCUCUCCACAGCCCUCUCCCCCCGCUCUCCUCUCCACCUCUCUCCCUCCUCUCCUCUACUCUCCUGUCCCUCCUCUCCACCUCUCCUCUCCCAUCUCUCCCACUAACAGGGUUGCAGUCUGGGUUGCUGUGCAUUGAGUGGUUAACCCUAACCAGAGAGUUAAGAAUGAACGUAUGUGUGGCCUCAACUUGAACUAUUAUGUAGAAAUGUGUGUAUUGCAGCCUGGCUUAAAAUAUAAGUUAUUACGGUAGUUUUUAAUGUUUAUGAUUACGGUUGUUUUUAAUGUUUAUGAUUACAGUAGUUUUUAAUGUUUAUGAUUAUGGUUGUUUUUAAUGUUUAUGAUUACGGUCGUUUUUUAAUGUUUAUGAUUACGGUUGUUUUUAAUACUUAUGAUUCCAUCCUAAACAUCUUUAAAGAGCAAAUGUUCUCUGUAGUAUUGUGUUCGUUUCCAUUCAUGUACAAUGCAUGCAAUGCACACAAUGUAUUUAUAUUCACACAUUACAGGACACACUGAGGAAUAUUAUCUAUUCAUUACAGGGACAUUAUGUGCAUAAAUAAACCUUACAUCAAAGGCAGCCCUCAAGGUUGAGCACUCAAGGUAGACAGCUGGGGGCUUGGGGAUGGACUACAGUGCUACAUGAGUAAUGAGAGGUUACAGAGUUGAAGUAUAUAGUAAUGUUGCCAAAGUCGUUAGAUGCCAAUGUCGUUAAGUUGUGUGUGUUUGUCUGUUUGUUUGUCCAGAGCCAUGCUACGACUCAGUGACUGAGGACGAGGAGCUGUCUCUACGGAAAGCAGGCUCCAGCCUCAAGCUCAAACCAUCCGCCGCGGUCUCCGCCUCCAAACAGGACGAAUGGAAUACGGGUUCAGGCCACACCCCCAGCGAGGUGUCGCUCAUCGACUUUGAAGAGGAGUUUCCCCCGGCGACACCCUCCCCUUCCCCAGUGGUGGAGCUCCAGGUGCCCUCAUUGGCCAAGCUGGGCCUGGAGGCGGGGUCUAUUCUGGACCAGACUCCUCCUCAGAGCCCAUGGCGCUCGCUGCCCCGCCCCUUACACCCCACGCCAGUGGUGGACUGGGACGCCCGGCCCUUACCUCCACCUCCUGCGUACGAUGACGUGGCGCAGGACGAGGAGGACAUGGAAGUGAGCUCCAUCAACAGCCUGGAGCAGGAGCAGCAGCAGCAGGAUGGGAGGGGUGAGAAUCCCACGGAGGCCAUGCCGGCUGGGGAGGAGGGGAAACCCCUGGAGGACAACCUCUUCCUGCCCUCUCAGCAGGGCCAGGCCUACACAUCCUUCUCCCAAUCAGCAGAGAUCUUUCAGGUGCUCCAGCAGGAGUGCAUGAGGAGGCUCAAUGUGCCCACAGGAGGAGUUCCCCAGCCCCACUCUCCGUCACCGAGCUCAGGCCUCCAGUCCAUAGACGUACACCGCCAUAUCAUCCUGUCCUACUCCGAGGACAAGCCCCAGAUCCCUCCCCGCAUUCCCAUCCCGCCACGCCCCGUCAAACGGGGGGACUACGCCCGCUGGUCCGGCGAAUUCUCCCUGUCCCCGACUCCAGCUUCCGAGGAAGUCCAGGACCGGCCCCCUCAGAUCCCCCCGCGGAACCCCCUGUCCCAGCCAGGCUCGCGCACCCCCAGUCCCAUGGGGCUCCAGGUAGGCUCCCCCCAGCAGAGGACAAUGGUUUGCCACAGUGCCCCUUCUCCGGCCACAUACGGAUCUUACCUCUCCACGUCCCCUGGGAAGCUUAUGCCCACCACACACAGCUUUGCCUCGGACCCCAAAUACGCUGCACCCAAGGUCAUCCAAGCACAAGCCCAGGGUAAGGACCUGGCCAAGGGGCCCUGCAUUCUGCCCAUUGUCCACGAAGGCCGCAAAGUCAGCAACACUCACUACUACCUUCUGCCUGAGAGGCCGCCUUACCUGGACCGCUUCGACCGCUUCUUCAGGGAAGCAGAAAACGUGACGACUGGUGGCAGGGGUGGGAUCUGUGAGGAGAGGCGGCAGGCCAACACGGCCACUGUCAGGCCCAUGGUGGUGAACCAGCAGCAACAGAAAAAGGGAGGAGAUAUCAAGGCCAACUUCUCCUCCAACAACAACAGCAGCCUGGGCUGCCGGCUGGGCAUGAAGGCCUCCUUCAGCCUGCCCAGGGUCAGCUCAGAGGGGUCAGCCAGCAGGGCAGUGGGUGGAACCACAGCAGACCAGGUCAAGAAGGUGAGUAGUACCGAAAGCGGCAGUCAGAUUAGCUUUUUUAAAAUCCGUAAUCAGUUGAUGACUGGAAAGAACAUAGUCUAUUAGACAAAAACACAUAGGCCUAACAAAACAAAACAGAGGCAACAGAGGCAACCAUUACUGUUAUAUUACACCCAAAUAGAACUAAAGUAUGAGUGAUAAUGGCGCCGGAGGGGAAUGAGAAUGGCGCCGGAGGGGAAUGAGAAUGGCGCCGGAGGAGAAUGAGAAUGGCGCCGGAGGGGAAUGAGAACUGCGCCGGAGGGGAAUGAGAACUGCGCCGGAGGGGAUGGCUGCCGUUUUACGGGCUCCUAAUCAAUUGUGUGUUUUUUCGCGUUGUUUGUAACCUAUUUUGUACAUAAUGUUUCUGCCACCGUCUCUUAUGACCGAAAAGAGCUUCUGGAUAUCAGGACAGCGAUUACUCACCUCGAACUGGAUGAAGAUCUUUUCUUUAACGAGUCGGACCACUGUUGUGUCGUCGGCAAACUUAAUGAUGGUGUUGGAGUCGUGCCUGGCCAUGCAGUCAUGGGUGAACAGAGAGUACAGGAGGGGACUGAGCACGCACCCCUGAGGGGCCCCCGUGUUGAGGAUCAGUGUGGCAGAUGUGUUGUUACCUACCCUUACCACCUGGGGGCGGCCUGUCAGGAAGUCCAGGAUCCAGUUGCAGAGGGAGGUGUUUAGUCCCAGGAUCCUUAGCUUAGUGAUGAGCUUAGAGGGCACUAUGGUGUUGAAUGCUGAGCUGUAGUCAAUGAAUAGCAUUCUCACGUAGGUGUUCCUCUUGUCCAGGUGGGAAAGGGCAGUGUGGAGUGCGAUAGAGAUUGCAUCAUCUGUGGAUCUGUUGGGGCGGUAUGCAAAUUGGAGUGGGUCUAGGGUUUCUGGGAUUAUGCUGUUGAUGUGAGCCAUGACCAGUCUUUCAAAGCACUUCAUGGCUACAGACGUCAGUGCUACGGGUCGGUAGUCAUUUAGGCAGGUUAUCUUAGAGUUUUUGGGCACGGGGACUAUGGUGGUCUGCUUGAAACAUGUUGGUAUUACAGACUCAGUCAGGGACAUGUAGAAAAUGUCAGUGAAGACACUUGCCAGUUGGUCAGCACAUGCUCGGAGUACACGUCCUGGUAAUCCGUCUGGCCCUGCGGCCUUGUGAAUGUUGACCUGCUUAAAAGUCUUACUCACAUCGGCUACGGAGAGCGUGAUCACAUAGUCGUCCGGAGCAGCUGGUGCUCUCAUGCAUGCUUCAGUGUUGCUUGCCUCGAAGCGAGCAUAGAAGUGGUUUAGCUCGUCUGGUAGGCUUGUGUCACUGGGCAGCUCGCGGCUGUGCUUCCCUUUGUAGUCUGUAAUAGUUUUCAAGCCCUGCCACAUCCGACGAGCGUCAGAGCCAGUGUAGUAUGAUUCAAUCUUAGACCUGUAUUGACUCUUUGCCUGUUUGAUGGUUCAUCAUAAUAAAGAGACACGUGAUCGUAUAUAAAUGUAAGCUUGAAAUUAUUGUUUUAGUCAAAUAUUAUAUCUGUUUGGGCUUCUUGAUUUGCAAUCUACAAAUUAUUUGUAAUUAUGUUCCGGCCGCCCGACCAGCCGCUCAAGAAGAAUUCGGCCCGCAGCUGAAUGUAGUUGAUGAUCCCUGGAAUAGGGUGUCAUUUUGGACGCAGCCCCCAAUGUUUUGCUUUGGAGACAGUGUUUUCGUGUUUCAUGUGCCAUCAUUGAACUGGAGGGGGCAACAGAGGGCAAUUCCUGACCAGUCGUUCCAUAACACGAACUCCUGCUGAGGCACAGUUUGUCUGCUUACUGGUUUGUCUGCUUGCUUACUGACAUCUUCUCCUUGCUGGUGGAUUGAUUACUUCCUGACUAAAUAGAAAUUCAGUAUUUCAAGCUGUAACCAAAUUGCCUAUUGAUGUAUAACAACCAAAUUAAAUUUGUGCACCGAGAGCACUUGGGAAGAUGGAUGGACUGAGCAAGUGGUCUCGGAAAAGGUUCAAUAAGGAGUCUGCAUUAAAGCAGUCAGUCAGAAGUCAGUCAGUCACUCACUCAUUAAAGCACUCACUCACUCAUCAAAGCACUCACUCACUCGCUGCAUUUCAAUUCUCUACCCUUUUCAAAAAGUGUGCACUCAUUCACUCCUCCAUGCAUUGAAAAGUAUUGGAUUGGUGCAAGCAUGGGCUGCAGGGAGUUUCCACCAUAUUGCUCAGACCAGUCCAUUCCUUUUAAAUCCAUGAGGUGGAGUGUACGAGUGCACACUUUGGGAGAAGGGUAGAGAAUACGAUUGAAGCCACUCACUCACUCAAAAAGACUGACAGACACUCAAAACCAAAACUCAAAAUUUUCCACAAUAUAUUAGACUUGUAGAACAAACAUAAUGAACAUGCCACUUGCCUCUAAAGCAUUAGUGUCUGAGCAUAGUUUAAUCAUUAUUCAGAAAAAGUUUUGUGUAUGUGGUUUUGAUUGACAGCGGAGGACUGCCGAGCUGAUUGGUCAGUGUAGCAGCAGCAUUGACCUGAUUGGUUGAUUUUGUAGAGGACAGCAGAGCUGAUUGGUUAGUGUAGCAGCAGCGUUGACAUGAUUGGUUGUUUUGUGUGGUGUCCACAGGUGCAGGAGGCGGUACAUGGUGUGACAAUAGAGGAGUGUCAGACAGCCCUCCGGAACCACGACUGGGACGUGCAGAAAGCUGUGCACUACCUCAAGGUAGGGUCCCUUGGAGGAAUUACACUAUGACCUUGUCACACUACGGAGCCAAUCAGAGCUGUACUACAUUGGCCUGGUUAUACAUCCACCAUAGUUGCUGGAACCGUGCUGGAAAGGAUAAUGCAAUUACAACAUUUCUAAUCACAGCACUAUAUAAACUCUCAAUGAUUUAUAAACUCCCAAUGAUUUAUAAACUCCCAAUGAUUUAUAAACUCCCAAUGAUUUAUAAACUCCCAAUGAUCUAUAAACUCUCAAUGAUCUAUGAACUCCCAAUGAUCUAUGAACUCCCAAUGAUUUAUAAACCGAGCACGCCCCCAUUCUCAUCGACGGGGCUGUAGUGGAACAGGUUGAGAGCUUUAAGUUCCUUGGUGUCCACAUCACCAAAAAACUAACAUGGUCCAAGCACACCAAGACAGUCGUGAAGAGGGCACAACAAAACCUAUUCCCCCUAAGGAGACUGAAAAGAUUUGGCAUGGGUCCUCAGAUCUUCAAAAGGCUCUACAGCUGCACCAUCGAGAGCAUCCUGACUGGUUGCAUCACUGCCUGGUAUGGCAACUGCUCGGCCUCCGACCGCAAGGCACUACAGAGGGUAGUGCGUACGGCCCAGUACAUCACUGGGGCCAAGCUUCCUGCCAUCCAGGACCUCUAUACCAGGCGGUGUCAGAGGAAGGCCCUAAAAAUUGUCAAAGACUCCAGCCACCCUAGUCAUAGACUGUUCUCUCUGCUACUGCACGGCAGGCGGUACCGGAGCGCCAAGUCUAGGUCCAAGAGGCUUCUUAACAGCUUCUACCCCCAAGCCAGAAGACUCCUGAACAUCUAAUCAAAUGGCUACCCAGACUAUUUGCAUUGCCCCCCCAUUCCUCUUUUACGCUGCUGCUACUCUCUGUUUAUUAUCUAUGCAUAGUCACUUUAAUAACUAUACCUACAUGUACAUAUUACCCCAAUUACCUCAAUUAACUGGUGCCCCCGCACAUUGACUCGGUACCGGUAUCCCCUGUAUAUAGCCUCGCUAUUGUUAUUUUUACUGCUGCUCUUUAAUUAUUUGUUACUUUUAUUUCGUAUGAUUUUAUAUUGUAUUUUUCUGUGAUGUUUUUAGGUAUUCUUUCUUAAAACUGCAUUGUUGGUUAAGGGCUUGUAAGUAAGCAUUUCACUGUAAGGUCUACACCUGUUGUAUUCGGCACAUGUGACAAAUAACAUUUGAUUUGAUCUAUAGUCAUUGGCAGUAUAUAGACGUCAAAAGCCUACCAGACGAGCUAAACCACUUCUAUGCUCGCUUCGAGGCAAGCAACACUGAAGCAUGCAUGAGAGCACCAGCUGUUCCGGACGACUAUGUGAUCACGCUCUCCGUAGCCGAUGUGAGUAAGACUUUUAAGCAGGUCAACAUUCACAAGGCCGCAGGGCCAGACGGAUUACCAGGACGUGUACUCCGAGCAUGUGCUGACCAACUGGCAAGUGUCUUCACUGACAUUUUCAACAUGUCCCUGACUGAGUCUGUAAUACCAACAUGUUUCAAGCAGACCACCAUAGUCCCCGUGCCCAAGAACUCUAAGAUAACCUGCCUAAAUGACUACCGACCCGUAGCACUGACGUCUGUAGCCAUGAAGUGCUUUGAAAGACUGGUCAUUGCUCACAUCAACAGCAUAAUCCCAGAAACCAUAGACCCACUCCAAUUUGCAUACCGCCCCCAACAGAUCCACAGAUGAUGCAAUCUCUAUCGCACUCCACACUGCCCUUUCCCACCUGGACAAGAGGAACACCUACGUGAGAAUGCUAUUCAUUGACUACAGCUCAGCAUUCAACACCAUAGUGCCCUCUAAGCUCAUCACUAAGCUAAGGAUCCUGGGACUAAACACCUCCCUCUGCAACUGGAUCCUGGACUUCCUGACGGGCCGCCCCCAGGUGGUAAGGGUAGGUAACAACACAUCUGCCACACUGAUCCUCAACACGGGGGCCCCUCAGGGGUGCGUGCUCAGUCCCCUCCUGUACUCUCUGUUCACCCAUGACUGCAUGGCCAGGCACGACUCCAACACCAUCAUUAAGUUUGCCGACGACACAACAGUGGUAGGCCUGAUCACCGACAACGAUGAGACAGCCUAUAGGGAGGAGGUCAGAGAUCUGGCCGUGUGGUGCCAGGACAACAACCUCUCCCUCAACGUGACCAAGACAAAGGAGAUGAUUGUGGACUACAGGAAAAAAAAGAGGACUGAGCACGCCCCCAUUCUCAUCGACGGGGCUGUAGUGGAACAGGUCGAGAGCUUCAAGUUCCUUGGUGUCCACAUCACCAACGAACUAUCAUGGUCCAAACACACCAAGACAGUCGUGAAGAGGGCACGACAAAGCCUAUUCCCCCUCAGGAGACUAAAAAGAUUUGGCAUGGGUCCUCAGAUCCUCAAAAAAUUCUACAGCUGCACCAUCGAGAGCAUCCUGACUGGUUGCAUCACCGCCUGGUAUGGCAACUGCUUGGCCUCUGACCGCAAGGCACUACAGAGGGUAGUGCGUACGGCCCAGUACAUCACUGGGGCAAAGCUCCCUGCCAUCCAGGACCUCUAUACCAGGCGGUGUCAGAGGAAGGCCCUCAAAAUUGUCAAAGACUCCAGCCACCCUAGUCAUAGACUGUUCUCUCUGCUACCGCACGGCAAGCGGUACCGGAGUGCCAAGUCUAGGUCCAAAAGACUCCUCAACAGCUUCUACCCCCAAGCCAUAAGACUCCUGAACAGCUAAUCAUGGCUACCCGGACUAUUUGCACUGCCCCCCCACCCCAUCCUUUUUACGCUGCUGCUACUCUGUUAAGUAUUUAUGCAUAGUCACUUUAACUCUACCCACAUGUACAUAUUACCUCAACUAGCCGGUGCCCCCGCACAUUGACUAUGCAACGGUACCCCCCUGUAUAUAUAGCCUCCCUACUGUCACUUUAUUUUACUGUAUAUAUAGCCUCCCUACUGUCACUUUAUUUUACUUCUGCUCUUUUUUUCUCAACACUUUUUUGUUGUUGUUUUAUUCUUACUUUUUUGUUUAAAAUAAAUGCACUGUUGGUUAAGGUCUGUAAGUAAGCAUUUCACUGUAAUGUCUGCACCUGUUGUAUUCGGCGCAUGUGACCAAUACAAUUUGAUUUGAUUUGAUUUGAUUUGAUAUAGUGUGUGACUUCCUUUAUUUUUCCUUAGGAAGUUGUGGAAAUAAAACCGCUCUAGCUUACAAACGGGAUUAAGUCCUUUCUACAGUAGUUAACCCAACAAAACCUUUGCUGAUUUGAAAUAUCUGACGACGGAUACAGCAGUAAUACUAUGUCUUUAGAGAUGACGAUGAGUAGCGAGGGUGAGUUGUAACUGAUCCUAUCCUGUUGUUGUCAAGGUUGAGCAGCUGUUCUGUCUUGGCCUGAAGACCAGGCUGGAGUGUCUCAAGGUGCUGGAGAUGUACAACUGGAACCUGGAAGUGGCCAGCACUCAGCUCCUGGACUCAUACGGCUCCGUCAAGCAAAGGUAACAUAGAAUUCUGGAGAACUUAAAGGGGUAGUUUGGGAUUUUGGCAAUGAAGCCCUUUUAUCUACUUGCUAGCUGAUCCCGAAGACUUCCAGUAUUUGCGCUAACACUAGUUAGCAUUUGCUCGCAAAACUACCUGUAACUAACUUCCUUCAUACUGGACGCAGAGACAUAAAAUUUGUUCCAUGACUUAAUCUGUGGGAAAAAUAGAUACAGUCCCUUCAGGAAGUAUUCACACCCCUUUACUUUUUCCACAUUUUAUUGUGUAACAGCCUGAAUUUAAAAUUGAUUAAAUUUAGAUUUUGUGUCAAUGAUCUACACACAAUACCCCAUAAUGUAAAAGUGCAAUUUUGUUUGUAGAAUGUUUUUUAAAUGAAAAACAUAAUUAAGCUGACAUUUCUUGAGUCAAUAAGUAUUCAACACCUUUGUUAUGGCAAGCCUAAAUAAGUUCAGGAGUAAAAAUUUUACAAAUCGCAUAAUAAGUUGCAUGGACGUGUUCAAUAAUAGUGGUUAACAUGAUUUUUGUAUGACUACCCCAUCUCUGUACCCCACAUGUACAAUUAUCUGUAAUCAAGUAGUGAAUUUCAAGCACAGAUUCAACCACAAAGACCAGGGAGGUUUUUCAAUACCUUGCAAAGAAGGUGGUCCUCUGUAGCUCAGCUGGUAGAGCACGGCGCUUGUAACGCCAAGGUAGUGGGUUCGAUCCCCGGGACCACCCAUACACAAAAAAUGUAUGCACGCAUGACUGUAAGUCGCUUUGGAUAAAAGCGUCUGCUAAAUGGCAUAUUAUAUUAUUAUUAUAAAGAAGGGCACUGAUUGGUAGAUGUGUAAAACAAAUAAAAUAAAAGCAGACGCUGAAUAUCCCUUUGAGCGUGGUAAAGUUAUUAAUUAGGCUUGAGAUGGUGUAUCAAUACACCCAGUCAUUACAAAGAUACAGGCAUCCUUCAUAACUCAGUUGCCGGAGAGGAAGGAAACUGCUCAGGGAUUUCACCAAUGGAGCCCAAUGGUGAUUUUAAAAUGGAUAUAGAGUUUAAUGAUUGUGAUAUGAGAAAACUGAGGAUGGAUCAACAACAUUGUAGUCACUCCACAAUACUAACCUAAAUGACAGAGUGAAAAGAAGGAAGCCUAUACAGAAUAAAAUUUUUCCAAAACAUGCAUCAUGUGGCAAAGAAAUUAACUUUUAGUCCUGAAUACAAUGCGUUAUGUUUGGGGCAAAUCCAACACAACACAUCACUGAGUACCACUCUUCAUAUUUUCAAGCAUGGUGGUGGCUGCAUCUUGUUAUGGGUAUGCUUGUCAGGAUAAAAAUAAACGUUAUAGCAAAAUCCUAGAGGAAAACCUGGUUCAGUCUGCUUUCCAACAGACACUGGUAGACAGAUUCACCUUUCAGCAGGACAAUAACCUAAAACACAAGGACAAAUCUACACUGGAGUUGCUUACCAAGACGACAUUGAAUGUUCCAGAGUGGCCUAGUUACAGUUUUGACUUAUAUCUGCUUGAAAAUAUAUGGCAAGACUUGAAAAUGGCUGUCUAGCAAUGAUCAAGAAUAAACUUGACAGAGCUUUAAGAAUUUUUUUAAGAAUAAUGGGCAAAUAUUGUAUAAUAAUAAUAAUAUGCCAUUUAGCAGACGCUUUUAUCCAAAGCGACUUACAGUCAUGCGUGCAUAAAUAUUUUUUUUUUGUGUAUGGGUGGUCCCGGGGAUCGAACCCACUACCUUGGCGUUACAAGCGCCGUGCUCUACCAGCUGAGCUACAGAGGACCACGUAUAAUCCAGGACUGCAAAGCUUUUAGAUACUUACCCAAGAAAGACUCACAGCUGUAAUCGCCGCCAAAGGUGCUUCUACAAAGUAUUGACUCAGGGGUGUGAUUACUUAUGUAAAUUAGAUACUUCUGUAUUUCAUUAUCAAUACAUUUCUAAAAACAUGUUGUUUAAAUUUUUGCAAUAUGGGGUAUUGUGUGUAGAUGGGUGAGAAAAGAAAUCGCCAUUUAAUCCAUUUUGAAUUCAGGCUGUAACACAACACAAUGUGGAAUAAGUCAAGGGGUAUGAAUACUUUCUGAAGGCACUGUAGUGCAAAAAUAAAAUAAAAAAUACAUUUUAUUAUUUUUUAUUAUUUUAUUGGGUGGUUGUCCCACUGGCUAUCCUAAGUUGAAUGCACCAAUUUGUAAGUCGCUCUGGAUAAGAGCGUCUGCUAAAUUACUUAAAUGUAAAUGUAGUGCCAAAAUCCUGAACUAUCCCUUUAAGAGUAGACCUCAGGAGAAUUUACGGCAAUCUAACCCUGCUGUUGCUGAUGCUGGCUUUUGCUCCAGACAAACAGCCAAACACAUGGGCCAUGUUCAGUAGGGCAUACUGUAACUAAACGUUUUGAAUAGGAAAAUAAAAAGGAAACAGGUAGUCCCUGUUUCAGUCUGAACUCUUCCGUUUGGUGCCUAAUGAACAAGUCACAAGAAUCAGUUCGAUGUGCUGCUGCUUGGUCCAGCCCAAUAACCUGAUAUACUUGUGUUUAUCCACAAUUUAAACUGUAUCAAUUUAUGUUAAUCUAGCACCAAGUAAAAUAGAUAGAAUUGUGAAUGUACUUUGAUUUGUUUUGAAAUAAUGGAACAUGAAAAUAAACCUCUCAUCCCAUUGCAGGCGGUGACCGAUGUCGCUAGGAGCAACAGCAACAGAGUCCGCUCGGAACUUGUUUUAUUCGUCAUCUGUCUUUGA
This is a messenger RNA of Coregonus sp. 'balchen', 30683 nucleotides long. The record is from the annotation of a GenBank genome assembly. NCBI's taxonomy places the organism in Eukaryota, Metazoa, Chordata, Actinopteri, Salmoniformes, Salmonidae.